This is a messenger RNA of Penicillium taxi, 2826 nucleotides long. RefSeq lists its product as uncharacterized. The transcript is spliced from 3 exons. Gene Ontology annotation, molecular function: microtubule binding. NCBI's taxonomy places the organism in Eukaryota, Fungi, Ascomycota, Eurotiomycetes, Eurotiales, Aspergillaceae. The coding region runs from base 1 to 2826 and encodes 941 amino acids. The record is from RefSeq and is a predicted model, not a curated record.
AUGCCUCUUCCAGAUCUCAGCUUUACGCUGGAUGACUUUGAUCCCGAACACGAAGCUUUAGCAUCAACCAGAGAAAUGGGCAGCCCGGAACUCCCAGAGGAACCUGAUUACAAGAUCAACAGUUCCACCCUUGAACGUGCCUUUCCGGAUUUCUCCUCCGACGAUGAGGAUGCAGACCUGUCUGACCCUCAGAGCGACCUUGAACUGGAGCUAGGCAGAGCCGCUGCCAAAGCCCCUCGUCGCCUCGACGACUCACGCGAUUCGAUCAUGACCUUCCAAAACAGCGUUCGCUCUUCCUCUCCUGCUAUUCGUUUCGACUAUCCAACACCUCAAAAGAACGUUCCAAGUCGUGGUACUGGUCGACGCGCAGCCAGUGAGAAUCUGCGAAGGGAUGCGCAAUUGCGACGCGCCAGUCAGGCCCAGAAGGAACACAUGAAUCCCCAAUCCAAAAUCCAACGCGAUCAGCGCCGCACACUCUCAGACAUGCAUGCCAAAGUCCGUGAAAACUACGAUGGUUCAUUCUUGGGCGAUGACCGUCCUACUCAAAUUGACACGAAAACUCGCUCGACGCGUUUCGCGAACCCGAGCAACUCCCAAGAGAUUGCCGAAGCGGUUGAGCGCGCCUCUGGAGAGGCAUAUGCCCGAGAAUUGCGCAAAGCAAACGCAAAUGGUACACCCCGUGUCAACACGACGAAUAACAUGCACACCAACAACACAGCGGGCGACACCACUCGCAACUCCUUUCUACUCCCAGACCUCCCGAAUAUUUCAGAGCUUGUUUCCGGUGUUUAUGAAGAUGGAACUCCAGUAUUUACUCGCCAAAAUAAUAAGCGCUCAACUCGAUUUGCCGCACCCUCACGCGACGUAGCUGACAUCUCGCUUACUCGAGAACAUAUCCCACUCGAUGCGAUUCCCAUUCCCGAGGACGAGAAGGCUUUGUUCGUCUCCCUCAGACUCUUACAGGACAAGGUCUCCGAACUGGAGAUGUUCAAGUCCGACGCUGAAAAGAGAGAAUCGAAAGUUAUCGCGAGGAGAAUUCCGCCCUCAAGGCGACGAAAUCUCGGCAUUCCGAUAAAUACGCCGUUCAUGAUAUGGAAUACAAGCGAAAUCUCAAGCGCCCUGCUGCCGAUAACAAUAGUAAAGCAUGAAGCAACUAUCCUUGCUCUACAAAACCAGCUCGACAUUUCUGAGCGCAAAGCCGAAGUCCAGGAUGCUGCUGUCAAGCGCCUGAGCCAGGAGCGAGAGGCUGCCAUCUCUGAGCUGGGAGUGUCAUACCUCGAAGCGCGAGAGCUAAAGACAGAGAAUGAGGAGCUGAGGGCAGUAAACGCAGAGCUUAAGUCUCAGCUGACUCGUUUUGUUAGCAAGAAGAUACGCGAAGAGACUGUUGAAUCAGAGUCUAGUCGGACUGUAUCAGAUGUCGACGACAGUCAAAGUCAAGUAUACACAGAGCGUAGCGGUGACUUGAGCCGCAGUACUAGAGACGUCACUUCCAAGAGCACGCGCAAGUCAAAGGACAAGGAACGUUCCCGCUCUAAGGUAUCCGGCCAAGUUGACAGAGAGAUCGGUCGAUUGGAACAAGAACGCGCAGAGGAGGCUCUGUUCACAUUGGAUAUUCCCAUGCCGAAACGCUCAUCGUCAUCCAAACACAACAAGGCCGAAGUCAGUCGUCAAUCGGUGCCUAAGGUUCCCCGAAAGCUCUCCAACACCGGAAAACAGCGGGUGAAACGCGUCGUUGUAGAAGAGUUUACUGAGCAAACAGACCAGAGCAAGACCUCUGAUAUUGAUGAUCUCACCUUGCUAAGUGUCAUUGAUGAAAAUGAAAUCUCCCGUCUUCGCAAGACUCUGGAAGACGAGAGACUCCUGCGCAGGCAACGGCGCGCUGUUGUUGCAAAAGAGCCUACUACUACCGAUACAGUCAACACAACUCGCCAGAGCAUUUUGAAAGCACCAGCCCCCCGCAAAUCAUCCCUCCGUGAACCCAAGACAUCAAUCCCUCGUCCCGCAUCAGCUAUGGGUGAUAUCACCACUAGGUCGAUUGCAACCACCGAUGGUGACAACAGCUUGACUGUACCCAUCGCUGAUCGUCCCAGACGUCAUUCCGAUCACUCAAUUGCCCCAACUCCCCAGCGUAAAAAAUACCGCAAUGUCGACAUGACAUCUGCUUUCAUUCUUCCUGAUAUCACCUUGAGCCGUGCGGAGCAAGCCGCCAGCAACCCAACCCGUCUUCCCGAGGCAACAAAGCGUGCCCUGGAUACUAUUGCUCAGCACCAUGGUAAAAAUUGCGUUGUCUGCAAGAACGUCCUUCCUAAUGAUGGCCCUUGCGACCACCAGCCUGUCAAGGUCCCCACCCCCGUUCCCGUUUCGGAACGCAUGCCCAAGCCUACCAUUCAAAACGAGGAUCCUACUAUGCGGCCAUCCCAAGAUCCAGCCGUGGCUCUUGCCACCGUCCUCAAGUCGCUGGAGGAUGAAUUGUCCCACCUUAAAAUGUCACUGGCCACAUACCAAAGUGUGUAUAACAAGCUUGACGCAUCGCUUGGUAAACGCCAACGAAAGACUGUCAUGGAGAAGAUUGAGACUCUACUGAGAGAAAUCGACAUGAAGUCUGACCAGAUUUAUGCCCUGUAUGAUGUACUGGAAGGCCAGAAAGGCCACGGAAUGACCGAGCAGGAGAUGGAAAUGACUUUGGAGUCUAUUGGCAUUGAUAUUGGUCAGGUCCCUGAUCUGACCGGUAACACUGAUAAGUCAGGUCUUCUUGAUCUGGAUGAUGAAGGCGAGCUGCCCUGGGAAGGUAUCGAGAGCACAGCUGAGCUUAGUGGGCGGAUUUGA